GCCGGCAGGCGCAAGGGCAGCCCCUAAGAAGUCCUGCCCUGACGCCCGCGAUUCGCGUUGGAAGCGCGCUUGUCUGAACGGGGCGGAAAGGGGGAGAGCUUUGGCUGGGAGGGAGGGAAACCAGGCUGCUUCUGGAUCCGGCCUCGAGGGGGGGGGAGAAGGAGUUAAAAGGGCGGAGCGGCCGAGGAGAAAGGCCCGCCAGCGGGGACGCUGUGCUCGGGAGAGACACGCCGCCGCCUCCUUCUCCUCGCCAAGACGCGCAGGGAGGAGACGGCCUUUGCGCCCUUUGGAGGCACCCAGGGAGAGCCGUUGGGUGGAGAGGGGCGCCCUGCCCCGCCGCCGCAGCAGCCUCGGCGACCAUGGAGAAGCUCUUGACGUUGGCCUUCCACCUCCUGGGCGCCUGGUUCGCCCUGGUCUUCCUGCUGAUCGUGCUCCCGUCCCUGUUCGGCAUCUCUUUGGGCAUCUCGGAGCUGUACCUUAAAGCUUUGGUGAAGACCUGGGAGUGGGCCACGCUUCGGAUUGAGAAGGGAAUCAGAAGGCAGCAGAGAGAGGCAGUGAAACCCUCAGCUUCAAAUGUCAUCAUUCAGAGAGAUCACACUACCAUGGAGGAGGCUAUUGCCGGUCUGCGCCGUGGUGACUUUGAGGUCUCGGAUAUUUUUUAUUUCUGCAAGAAAGGCUUUGAAGCAAUUGUGGAAGACGAGGUCACCCAAAGGUUCAGCUCAGAGGAGUUGGUCUCUUGGAACCUUCUCACCAGGACCAACGUCAACUUCCAGUAUAUCAGUUUACGGCUGACGGUGGUGUGGGUUAUUGGCGUCUUUGUGCGGUAUUGCCUCUUGCUGCCUCUUCGUGUGACCUUGGCAACGAUUGGGACAGUUAGUAUGAUCACGGGCACCACUCUGGUAGGACAGCUGCCAAAUGGAUCAACCAAAGACUGGCUGAGCGAUCUUGUCCAUCUCACAUGUUCCCGGAUCCUUGUGAGAGCCCUUUCUGGAACCAUCUAUUACCACAACAAGGAGAACAAACCGCAGAAAGGAGGAAUUUGUGUUGCCAACCAUACGUCGCCAAUAGAUGUCAUAAUACUGACAAAUGAUGGCUGUUACGCAAUGGUUGGUCAGUCUCAUGGCGGUCUCAUGGGAGUCAUUCAAAGAGCCACGGUCAAGGCCUGCCCGCAUGUAUGGUUUGAACGCUCGGAAAUGAAAGAUCGCCAUCUAGUGACGAGAAGACUGAGGGAACACGUGGCCAACAAGGACAAACUGCCCAUCCUAAUUUUCCCAGAAGGCACUUGUAUAAACAACACUUCAGUAAUGAUGUUUAAAAAGGGAAGUUUUGAGAUAGGUGGCACCAUCUACCCAGUUGCCAUCAAGUAUGACCCCCAGUUUGGCGAUGCCUUCUGGAACAGCAGCAAGUAUGGCAUCGUAAGCUAUCUCCUGCGAAUUAUGACAAGCUGGGCCAUCGUAUGCCACGUGUGGUAUCUGCCACCAAUGACAAGAGAGGAAGGAGAGGAUGCUGUUCACUUUGCCAACCGGGUGAAGUCUGCCAUUGCUCUCCAAGGAGGACUCACUGAACUGCCCUGGGAUGGGGGUUUGAAACGAGCUAAAGUGAAGGAGACUUUCAAGGAGGAAGAACAGAAAAACUAUAGCAAAAUGAUCAUAGGUAACGGAGCAACGUCAAGUGGAACCACAGACUCGGACUGAAAGCUCCCAGUUGUGAUUUCUUUUGCCUCAGCACCACAGAAUAAUUUGGCUUUUUUCUCCAGUUAGAGAACGAUAAUAAAGCACCAAGCGUGGGCAAUGGAGGGAGAUGCUUAGUUUUCUCAUCGGUUUGCUUCCGUCCUCCCGUAAGUUCCCAGUCUUGAUGUCUGGAAAAGAGGAAUGGAUCUCGAAGCAGAAUGGAAAAUCCUGGUGCUUAAAAAAAAAGAUGGUCUGCAAAUUUGGAGUCUUUCUCCAAAGGGAAUGUACAUAACAAUAAAAUGGAAUUAUUUAAUUGUAUGCCAGCAGUGGUAUCAUCCCCGUGUUUAUGGAAUGUUUGAACACAUUUUCCUUCCUGUUCACUCUGACUGGUUGCUGUGCGUUGAUUACUUGAAUAGAUGGUCUUACAUUUCUGAGGUAGUUUUCUAGGUGGGUUUUUUGUUUGUUUGUUUUUGUUGUUUUCCGGUCCUUGUUGUUGAUGAGAUGUCUUCAGGAGGAAAUAACUAUCUGAAUAUUAUCAGUCUAAAUGUGGAUGGCUGGUUGACUUUAUUUAGAAGUCACGAUGAAGAGGUAGAACAGGCUGUGUACUUUGGGAGAGUUACAAGAUCUUUCGCUUGUUGAGAGAAACCCACCUCUUCUCUCAAACAUAUUUCUAAAAAAAAAUCCCAAUAAAUCCAGAAAUAUGACUGAUACAGUCAGUCUCUUUCUAUGUAUAUGUAUACGUGCCCUGGACAAGAGAAAAGGGCAAGCGAUUUAAAAAGUCCAGCCUUGCAAUUUUGUUUACAACUUUAAUAUUAAAACUCUUACAGAUGGGAGGGAAGAAAUACUAGAGAUAAGCAAUGUUUAAUAAAAUACACUUCUCUCAUGGACUGUGUUGGCAACAGCCUAUAUGUCUAUCUGUCACUGUCUGAGAAAUAUGUCAUGUUGCCUUAUUGUAAAUUGAAAUAAAAAUCUAUAUUUCUAA
Messenger RNA from Pogona vitticeps (central bearded dragon), 2652 nucleotides. RefSeq names its product glycerol-3-phosphate acyltransferase 3 (gene GPAT3). Gene Ontology annotation, molecular function: glycerol-3-phosphate O-acyltransferase activity. NCBI's taxonomy places the organism in Eukaryota, Metazoa, Chordata, Lepidosauria, Squamata, Agamidae. The record is from RefSeq and is a predicted model, not a curated record. Gene Ontology annotation, biological process: triglyceride biosynthetic process. Gene Ontology annotation, cellular component: endoplasmic reticulum.